This is a messenger RNA of Triticum turgidum subsp. durum (durum wheat), 654 nucleotides long. The record is from the annotation of a GenBank genome assembly. NCBI's taxonomy places the organism in Eukaryota, Viridiplantae, Streptophyta, Magnoliopsida, Poales, Poaceae.
AUGGCCUCCCAGCCCCAGGCGUGCAGCCUCCCGAUCCACACCGCGCCCUCCCCCGAUGCCAAGCCCCUGGACGACGACGACCUCCGCCUGCGCAGACGCCGCCGCCGCUGCCGUUGCAUCUGCGCCCUGGUCACCCUCGGCGUGCUCCUGCUGCUGGGCGUGACCCUCCUGGUCCUCUUCCUCACCGUGCUCCGCGUGCGCGACCCCAGCACGCGCGUGCUCUCCGCCCGCUUCGUCGGCCCCGUCCCCAGCCUCGCCCAGCCCAACUUCACGGUGCAGCUCACCGCGGCCGUGCACAACCCCAACCGGUUCUCCUUCUCCUACGCCUCCGGCGCCGCCGAGCUCUGGUACCGGGGCACCCACGUCGGGGACGCCCAGGUUGACCCCGGCCGCAUCCCUGGCAGGGGGGACGAGACCGUGCAGCUGGACAUGACGGUGCUCACCGCCAGCUUCACCAAGGACAUGGCGCAGCUGAUCAAGGACAUCGAGGCCGGGACGCUGCCGCUGGACGCGAGCGCGAGGAUCCAGGGGAGGGUGGCCAUCUUCGGCGUGUUCAAGCUCAGCGUGGUGGCCUACUCCGACUGCCACGUCGUCGUCGGAUUCCCGAGCAUGGACAUCCGAGGCCAGGAGUGCCACGACCACGCUAAGCUCUGA